Melopsittacus undulatus (budgerigar) is the source of this 2352-nucleotide messenger RNA. RefSeq names its product coilin (gene COIL). The coding region runs from base 8 to 1879 and encodes 623 amino acids. The transcript has 6 exons. NCBI's taxonomy places the organism in Eukaryota, Metazoa, Chordata, Aves, Psittaciformes, Psittaculidae. Gene Ontology annotation, biological process: spliceosomal snRNP assembly. The record is from RefSeq and is a predicted model, not a curated record. Gene Ontology annotation, molecular function: U2 snRNA binding; U1 snRNA binding. Gene Ontology annotation, cellular component: Cajal body.
GUCCAAGAUGGCGGCGGGCGGCGGCGGCCCGGUGCGGCUGCGGUUGGUGUUUGACUUCCCCCCGCCGGGCAGCCCGGGCUGUGCGCUGUGCUGGCUGCUGCUGGAGCCGGGCCGGGUGCGCCUCGUCACCGACCUCAUCAGCCUCAUCCGGCACCGGUUCGGCUUCAGCCGCCGGGCCCGGCUCAGCCUCUUCCUGGAGGGGGCGCUGCUGCCCCCCACCGAGAGCGCCCGCCUCGUGCGGGACAACGACUCGCUCCGAGUAAAACUUGAAGAGAUCGCUUCGGCUGAGUAUGAAGAGAUAGGUGAUGGCUUCUUGAAUACACCAACAGAAGACAAAAAAAGGCAUAGACAGAAGAAGGAAGAAGACUUCUCUUUAAAUGAAAAACACAAGCAUAGAAAGAAAAAGAAUAAACAUAGGUCUGGGUAUCCUUGUACGGAGGAGACUUCUGUAGAUAUUUGUGACUCUCAUAAAAAGCACAAGAAAAGAAAAAGAACGGAUGGAGUUAGUGAAAGAAACAGACUCACAGAAGGUAAUGAAGAGACCUCUGGCCAAUCCAAAAAGCUUAAAAAAACAGGGAGAGAGAAGGAAUUGGCAGCAAAAAAGAAGGAUGGAAAACAGACAAAAGCCGCAGCAGCAGAGGUGGAUUCAGAACAGGCAGGUCAGAGCUCAUCUCGACAUUACGGUACAAAUAACACAAAGAAACCAACACAGUCCAAAAAAAGGAGGGUGGGAGUUUCCCCUCCCUCCAGCACAUCCUCAGACAGCGACAGCAGUGAAACAAGCAUACAGCAAAAUAAAUCUUCCCAUAAAUCUAUAGUGUCGACACUUCCCAAAGACAAAUCCCAAGCUGCUGCAAGAGCUGAUGUGAAAACUGUUGUUGCUAAUAAAGUGACUGUAAAGUGCAGUGAUGACAACUCCACUAAGACUGCAAUUAGUAAAAAUGCUAACAAAUCCACAUCCUCUAGUUCAGAUUCUGACUCGAGUGCAGAGGAUGAGAGGGUGGCAGCAGCACACAACACUAUGGCAAAGGAAAAGCCACUGCCCAGCGCCACCAGGGCUCCCAAAGCACAGACCUCAGAGUCUGAGAGCUCAGGUUCAGAAACACUCGUAAAAAAAUCUGCAGCAGAUGCUGGACCGAGUAAUUCCAUAGCAAGAACCUGUUCCAAACCAUUGCCAAACAGUAGUCAAGGACCACUUGCCAGCACAGGGCAUGGAAGGGGUUAUGGAACAGGAGAGGAUAACUUCAGGAGAGGACCUAGGGGCCGUGGGUAUCAUUGGAUGAUGAGGGGCCAAGGCCCUGGAAAAGGAGCCAACCCUAGCUUCUUCUAUAACUACAACAGUGAAGGCCAGAAGCAGAGGCAGGUUAAUGAAGCUGUGACAAACUCCUCUGUUCUUGUCCAGAAUCCCAUAGAGGUCCCUAAGAGAGACUAUACUGUGUUACCUCUUCUAGCUGCUCCACCACAAGUGGGAGAAAGAAUUGCCUUUAAGCGGUUGGAACUAACUGAAAAUUACUGUCCUGAAGUUUCAGACUAUAAGGAGGGAAAAAUCAUCAGUUGGAAUGCUGAUAAAAAGCAGAUCGAGCUCGAGAUCCUUUCGCCAUCAGCAGGACAACAUGCAAAAGAGCCAGGGAAAUUUGAUCUGGUUUACCAGUCUGCAGAUGGAGCAGAACUGAUUGAGUACGCUAUUCCUCAGGAUACAAAGGUAUGUGGGUGUCCUGUUUUGAAGCCUGUUCCAAGUUUUGCACAGCUGAUACAUGCCCUGCUUUAUGACUCUGUUCAUCUCAGUGAGGUUCCCUUUGUAGGAAUAUAUCUACUUAAAAUAAAUGUGAAGAGAAAGAAUUGUUCCUUUCUAGCAAGAAUGUGCAUGACUACAAGAUAAGAAUCACAUCUGGGAUGUUCCUCAACUAACAAGGUUCAAAACCAGUUAUCGAACUGUAACUUUUUGGCUUUACUAAUAAACAGUAUCACCUCUAGGUAGAGUAUCAGUUCUUACAAGAUUAUUCAUUUCAGGCACUGGUUUCCUUACCUGCACCUCUCCUUAUGAGGACAUCAGUCAGGCUGAGGUUCAUCAAGAAGAUCGAUGAAUCUCAGGAAGGAUCUUGUGAUCUCUGUUCAGUCGUGCUGCCGUUCAAGUCUAGACAAAGAAUAAUGUAGGAUGAAUUGCAUCUGCCUGUACAGCUUGUAUGUACUAAUUAUUGUCUGUAUUUUGUUUUCAGAUAACUGAGAGCUGGGAUGCACUGAUAGAGCCACGACUGAUUGUGGAGCCUCCAGUUAAUGGAUCCAGCAUUGAAAAUGGAACAAUCUGAAAUAUGAACAAAUGCAAAUAAUUGCCCGGACUGUCUUUGUGCCAUG